AUGAACACCGUUCAACGUCGAAGUCUCUUCAUUAUUGUGUGGCUUUCACUUUCACCAUGCGCCAGACCACAAACUACAACUUCUACCGUUUUUUACCGACAGCGGAGUGGAGGCUCGAUUUUUUCUAUCGAUGGACGAGAUGGCACUCAGAUGGAAAUUGAAGGCUCAAGUAAUUAUGCGCGUUUUGUCGGGCUGGCACUUCAUCGACGAAAGGAUCGUAUUGUAUGGAGUGAUGGCCGUUCGGUGAAGAGUGCGAGUGCAGUUGAUGGGUCCGAUGUGAAAUUUUUAAUUGGAGCACUUGCUCGAAUUGUGUGGGUGGGGGCAAAUUUUGGCCAUACACAAGAAGACAUCGAAGCGCUGACAGUGAAAGGCAUUCAAUGUGAAAGCAUUCUCUCGUGGACAUCCGAACGUGUUGAGUGCAUGGUUGGACUUCCUCAAUAUUAUACAAAAGCCCUUUUGAGUGAAACGGAUUGCAGUAUCCGGACAAAGUACGGAAUUAUGUCCGGAAUUGCUGCGGAUUUCACCGAGAUCAUUGCGUCGGGUACACUCGCGCCAGUUGUACAACACAUUGACAUUUUUGCAGAUUUUGUUCUUCCACACGCUUUAGCAAUUGAUGAUCGUGAAGGAGAAGAAUGGCUUUACUGGUCGAAUUCGAAAGACGGGACCAUUUAUCGCAGCAGUUUGCAAUCAACUAUUAUUCAAGUAUUGCAACGCCGUUGCUGGAGCGUGCGUGGAUUAACGCUACAUAUCUUUCAAGACACAAAAAGUGACCGCGUAUCUCUGUUGUAUUCCCUUGAAUCUAAAGGUACAAUCUCUUAUAUUGAGUUACCUCCUACAAAUAAGGUAAUCAAAUCACCACCUGCUGCACGGGUGCUCUUACGUGGUCUACAUUCCCCUCGAGGUUUGGCUAUAGACACCGCAAAACAAAUUCUUUUUUUUACUGAAAAAACUGGUCGGAUAUUCCAGACAAACUUUGGCACAUGCCUUACAACAUCUGAUGCUUACUUGAAUGAUUGUGUCGAGGAAAAUUCUAUGUUAAGAGCUCGUCAAAUCAUAGCACGAACGUCAAGAACAAGGCUCGAUGGCAUUGCUGUAGAUUCUAAGUAUUUAUAUUGGUGUGAAUCCAACACGAACGUUGUUGUUCGAGCUCUGCGUCGUGACUAUCAGCCCCAAACUAUAAUCGGUGGAACUGCAAAUUCAAAAUUGAGCUGGCCUCGAAGCAUUGUUCUUGGCUCUGAAGAUGGUGAGACGAACGAGCUUACCCAAAGCUACUUCUAUUCCGAAUACACAGGCCGAGUAAGCAAGGGCUUAGAGCAAAUCAUUCUUGUUAACGAGUUGAAUGCACCAGCGAUGGAGUAUUUGGACGAUAUAGUGAAACAAUCGACCACGCAACGAGAUGGGAAUCACUUUUACAUGUAUGCAUUAGAAUAG
This is a messenger RNA of Plasmopara halstedii, 1431 nucleotides long. RefSeq names its product Six-bladed beta-propeller, TolB-like. The record is from RefSeq and is a predicted model, not a curated record. The coding region runs from base 1 to 1431 and encodes 476 amino acids. Lineage: Eukaryota; Oomycota; Peronosporomycetes; Peronosporales; Peronosporaceae. The transcript has 4 exons.